Molecule: messenger RNA, 1171 nt
Organism: Neofelis nebulosa (Clouded leopard)
Lineage: Eukaryota; Metazoa; Chordata; Mammalia; Carnivora; Felidae
Product: basic proline-rich protein-like
Exons: 4
Coding region: 1-636 (211 amino acids)
Source: RefSeq, a predicted model, not a curated record
AUGUCGCCCGGGGUCGUCACAUCGUCAACGAACUCCGUACAGGACACCCCACGUGCCACACCUGCCUACCACCCUGCUAGGGCGGGUGGUACUAGACACCACAAACCGCGCAUGCGAACGCUCCCCUCUUCUUGCCACUUCCCUCACUUCCGCUUCCGUCCGGGUGCAGUCGCCGGAGGAUUCCGCUCGCGCUCUAUGCUCCGCGGUCGCGGGCUGCCCGCCGCCCGCCGGCCCGCCGGGAAGGGUGAGGAGAGGGAGAGGGAGAGCGGUGCGGGGCAGCGGCCGGCUCGCGGCCGGGGUGGAAAGCCCCCGGGACCCCGCGCGCCUCCCCCGCGCUGUGCGCUCCCGGGGAGGUGUAGCCCCGCGCCCCCUGCGCCCGCCGGCGCGCCUCCCGUCCCCCCGGCCCGGGUGUCCGCGCCUCCUCCCCGCGGCAGCAGCUCACGGCCCCGGCUCUGGCUCUGCGCCCUCGGCGGUGGCCCCGCUUUGCCUUCGUACCUGCGCCCCCGCCUCCACCGAGCGCCGCCGAGUGUCUCCCUGCCGUACCUCCUUCUGGGCCGGACAGGAAACCGCAUCCAAUCAACACCCUGUGAAAAUAUGUACAAUCCUUUCUGCUUACUGUGCUCGCGGCGUAAUUGAGCUUGUUAUUUAAAUGCACAAGAAAAAGGUUUCUGAGGAAUGUAUCACCUGGCGAAUUGAAGUCUGAGGAUUAUACCCAGCUGAUGAAUCUCAAAAUGGAUAAAGAAAUUGGCAAGCAAAUAUGCCCCCCCCCCUCCUUUUUUUGGAUGAUAAAUUUGCUAGGACACUGUAGAAAGUAUCUGAUCAGCUGUUGUGGAAGCCGUGGGGACUCGUUGAUCUGAAUUUCCUCAAAUUCAUUUUUUGUAUUGACAGUUUUCUAGAAGUGAUUCUUGCAUGCUCUGAACACGGAAGGAAGCUUUCCCCACGAUUCUUUAAUGAGCUGUCACCUCCUCUAUCCUUUUAAAGAUAUUUUCAUAGAUUCCGAAAUACACUGGAUUUUUUUCCCUUAAAAGUCCCGGAGGCCUGAAUAUUUUUAAAUCAAAUAAAGAAGAAAGAUGUCAUGAUAGAGGAAGAAAUGGUUCACUUCUAGAAAUUGAUUUUGAAUUUUUCAUUUUUAAAAUACACUUAAAAAAAUUGUGGUAGAAAAUAUUUAUUU